Panthera uncia (snow leopard) is the source of this 2598-nucleotide messenger RNA. RefSeq names its product leucine rich repeat containing 73 (gene LRRC73). The record is from RefSeq and is a predicted model, not a curated record. The transcript is spliced from 6 exons. The coding region runs from base 600 to 1550 and encodes 316 amino acids. Lineage: Eukaryota; Metazoa; Chordata; Mammalia; Carnivora; Felidae.
CAUGGGAACCCACCGCCCGCUCAGGCGCAGGAGCCGCAGCCGCAGCCCCAGCCGGUGCUGCCGCCCGCCGCCGGCUGCCCGCUGCCCGCCCGCCCGCCUCGGGCUCUCCCAGCGGGGCGGUAGGGGAGCCGGGCUGCAGGAAGGGAGAGAGCAGAUGCGGCCUCCGAGCCGAAGCGGGUCCCGCAUGACCUGAACCGAGGCCCCUAAGCCGCCGCAGCGACCGCGAGGAACGAGGACAAGCGCGAAGCAGCGCCCGCCUGGCCCCGGACCGCGCGCUCCGGCCCGUCUCCCAGACACGGACGGCACGGUCCGCCCCGACCCCAGCGCCGCGCGGUCUCAGCCCGGCCGGCGACCUCAGCGCCUCCGCAACCUCCGCGGGCCCCGAAGCUCUUUGCCUGCGCCUUCGCCGCCGCCGCCGCCGCCGCCGCCCCCGCCCCCGCCGCAGCCGCCGCAGCCGCCUGCGCCUCUGCCACCGCCUCUGCCCCCGCUCCGUCCGCGACCCAAGCCCAGGCCCCGACCCCAGCCCCGACCCCGCCCUCGGCCCCGCCAACCUCGGCCGCGGCCCGCGCCCCGGCCCCGGAGGCCCAGCCGUGGGCACGAUGCUGCCCAGCUCCAUCCAGAUUUCGGGGGAACCGCUGUCAGGCGCCGAGGUGCGGGACAUCUGCCGCGGCCUGCGCGACAACGCCGUGCGCCUGCUCUCACUGCGCGGCUGCCGCCUCUGCGACCGCGACUUCGGCCGCAUCUGCCGGGCCCUGGCCGGGGCCACGUCCCUGGCGCAGCUCAACCUUAACCUAGGCGUCGUGUCCAGUCCCAGCCGCAUCAAGCAGCUGGCAGAGGCACUGCGGACCAACCGCUCCAUCCAGUCCCUCUUCCUACAUGGGAGUCCCCUGACAGAUGCAGGGCUGGCCUUGCUGAACCCAGCCCUGGCCCUCCACCCUGCCCUUGUGGCUCUGGACCUGGGGGACUGCAUGCUGGGUGAUGAAGCCAUCAACCUCAUCUGUGGCCUCCUCCCCCCAGAUGGAGCCAAGUCAGGCUUGAAGGAGCUAACGCUGAGUGCCAACCCUGGCAUCACCCCUAAGGGCUGGAGCCGCCUCGCGAUUGCUGUGGCCCACAGCUCCCAGGUCCGCGUCCUCAAUCUGGACUACAACCCCCUGGGUGACCAUGUGGCAGGGAUGCUGGCUGUAGCUGUGGCCUCCAGCCGCACCUUAGAGGUCCUAGACUUGGAGGGCACAGGGCUCACCAACCAGUCAGCUCAGACCCUGCUGGACAUGGUAGAAAAUUACCCCACGGCCUUGCGGAGCCUGGUGUUGGCUGAGAACAGCAUUAGCCCAGAGCUGCAGCAACAGAUCUGUGACCUCCUCUCAGAGGGAGAGGAGGAGGAGGAGGUGGCGGGAGGGGCUGGCGACACCCAGGAACGAGAGAGAGGGCGGGAGCCUGCCACCCACCAGAGGAGCAGCAGCUCCUGGAUGUGCCCCAGUGAUCCCAGCUCUCAGAUGGUGCUCAUGACUUCAGGACUCGGUGACAGUCUGUUGGCUGAGACCGAGAUGUGACUCUCCACUUGGGCUUCUGCACAUCAUUACAUUUUGUCUAUGUCCCCAGCACCUUGUCCCAAAUAUCAGGGUCAGGCCCUGGGGCCUGGGAGGGAGGGAGGGGGGUGGAUGGGGCUCUGGUAGCUCCCGGCAGUGGUGGGAAGCUCUGGAAGCUGACUGAGCAACAGCCUCGGGGGCACUUGAACCCAAGGCAACGCCUCUGGACUUGUUGGCAGCUCUGGCUGCAACCCGCUGGCACGGAAGAGAUUUUAUUAACUCUACAACCUGGCGUGUGGCUGUGGUCCCUGGGGGGCUGGCAGUAGGGGAGGAAUUGGAACUACUAGACACUAGGGGGCAGUGCCACCCCACAGCCCAAGUUCCAGGCAGCAUCCACUGGCCCCAAAUAUCUAACAGGUCAGGCUCAGGUCUCGGACUUCUAGGACCUGGGGUCCUGGGGCGACACCUUACACAGGCCCCCGUAAGAAUCGGAACUGAGGUAAAGAGCCCGCUUCCACAGGUGGGCUGGACCCUACCUACCUCAAGGGGAGACUCAGGGGCCCUGCCAAGGUCACUUGAGGUGCACCUUCUCUCACUGCCUGACGCUCUGUGGCCACGGACAUCCCAAGCAGAGAAGAGCAGGGGAGACUCACUAGCAAAGAGCAGAAUUUGACUAGAACUGGGAAGGCUCAAGAAUGGCACCAGGAAAAUCAUUAAGAGACAAAUUGGGCCAUAUCAGUAAAAUAGUUUUAAUUUUAAAAUAGUCAUCGAUGUGAAACCUUCCCAAAGCUGGGAGUAACAGUCUAGAGCCAAGGUCGGGAGGGGGCCAGGCCUCACCUAGAGCCCAGCUUGAGGCCCCUGAAUCCCUCCCUCUCCUCCCUUCCAGAGGGAGGAUGGACACAGCUGAGGCGAGCCCUGAGUGAGUCCUCUCCCUCAUCCCCCAAGGGCCCCUUGAAGGCAACAGCUCGUGCAGAGGACUUGAGGGGAGAGGAAAACAGGCAGAAAAUAGAAAUUAGAGGUUAAUCGUCCCCGACGACGUCCCCCUCCCGACCCCGGGGGGGGGGGGUGGGGG